This is a messenger RNA of Arachis ipaensis, 1662 nucleotides long. RefSeq lists its product as uncharacterized. Lineage: Eukaryota; Viridiplantae; Streptophyta; Magnoliopsida; Fabales; Fabaceae. The record is from RefSeq and is a predicted model, not a curated record.
AUGGCUAAUCAUAUUGCUGCUGGAAUUGAAGAGAGCCGCACCCACAAUGUCAAGCAGGACAAGGAACCUGAUGGUCAAUCCCAAUUCAAUCAGAGUUUGAGAGAUGCACUGCUUACCUUUCUUCGGCAGGAGUGUGCACAGUUUUUUCAAGGAGCAAACAUGAGAGAUGUCAGUCAAUCAAAUGCAGGGAGUGGAGGAGCUACUGAUGAUGUAUCACACUCAUUGCAUUUUUUUACACAUUUUAGACAUAUUGGACCAAUUCUGGUAAAAUUACCAGAUGGAACACACACAACUGCAACUAUAAGUGGAAUUGCGGUAUUUUCAGCUACAUUCUAUCUCACGGAUGUGCUCGGGGAUCGGGAAGAGUUGCCAUACUUAUCAAAUGAAAGUAGUUGCGAGGCCCGCAACUUGUAUGACCUGCUCGAAGAUGGAGCACAGGAGCUAUACCCGGGAUAUUCAAAGUUCUCUAAGCUGUCUUUCUUGGUACGACUCUAUCAUAUAAAGUCCAUGUGUAGAGUGAGCGACAAUGCCUUUGAAAUGAUAUUGGAGUUGCUGGCGGAUGCCUUUGAGCAUGCAAAGAUUCCGAGCACUAUGCACAAUGCCAAGAGGAUCAUAAGAAAGCUCGAUAUCACAUACAAAAUGAUAGAUGCAUGUCCAAAUGACUGCAUGCUAUACCAGGGCAGCGACCAAGAGCUGUCUAAAUGCAAGCGAUGUGGGACAUCGAGAUGGAAGCAAAAGACUAAUAAGAACUCCAGAGUGAGGAUCAACAGGGUUGUUAAGAAGAAUGAAAAAUCGCAAGCGGCAAAGACUCUUUACUUCUUCCCCCUUAUUCCACAUUUGCUGCGGUUAUACAUGUCCAGUAAGACAGCCACUAACAUGCUGUGGCAUAAGAGAGGUCAUAGCUCUAAUGGUAUUUAUCGGCAUCCACGGGACGGCGAGGCAUGGAAGGCAUUUGACAGAACUUAUUUCGACUUCUCCGGCGAUCCGCGUAGUGUUUGUUUAGCCUUGGCUAGCGAUGGCUUUAACCCUUAUGGAAGCAUGAGCUCGAAGUACCAAAUUUGGCCUGUGGUUCUUAUUCCGUACAACCUACCCUCUUGGAUUUGCAUGAAACCCACCUCUUUUAUCCUCUCCAGGAUUAUUCCUGGGCAUAAAAUGCUUGGAAAUGAUAUAGAUGUUUACUUACAGCCCUUGAUCGAUGAGUUGAAGCAGUUGUGGGUUGGUGUUGAAACGUACGGUGCUUACGAGAAAAAAACUUUCAAGAUGUAUGCGGCGUUAAUGUGGACAGUCAGUGAUUUUCUAGGCUUGGGCAACUUGUCUGGGUGGAACACGUAUGGUGGGAGAGCUUGUCCUGUAUGCAAUUUGGAUGCUGAGACUAACCAGCUCACACACAGUCAAAAAUGGUGUUUCAUGGGUCAUCGUCAUUUUUUGAAUCCUAACCACAGAUAUAGAAAGGACCGGGAUAGAUUUGAUGGAAAGAUCGAGGAUAGAGGUCCACCUGUCAAACUCUCUGGUAGAGACAUUGCGCGACAACUACAGGAUGUGCAUGUCCACCUUGGCAAGGUGCAAUCGGUUACUGGAAAAAGAACACGUGGAUAUCAAACCGCCGUACAAGACGAGUCUCCUUGGAAGAAGAGGAGUAUAUUCUUGGAGCUCCCAUACUAG